Molecule: messenger RNA, 291 nt
Organism: Protopolystoma xenopodis
Lineage: Eukaryota; Metazoa; Platyhelminthes; Monogenea; Polystomatidea; Polystomatidae
Source: the annotation of a GenBank genome assembly
AUGCCGUCAGCCUGUCCGCAAUUUAAGCCGUCUCCCUCAUCUUCUCUUCUUCACUUUUCACAAAUCUGCUCUGUCUGCUUCACAAUUGCACGAACAAGCAUCGGGCGUGGCCGUAGAAAGUGGGACGCAGCUGUAAACUCAGCCAAACGCCUGUCAGUAGACCGUCUGAGAAGCCAGCCUAACGGAGUCUGGACGACUCUGAAAAAGCGGCUAAAUCGCUCUCUUGGGCCAAUUAAUGCGAUGAAUGGCCAUCUGAACAGUCGAGUACCUCCACGUGGCUCGGCCGAUUAG